AUGGAAAUUCUAAUACUGUUAGUGUUCGUUGCUGCUUUACAAGCUGAGACGAACACCGGAAGUUGUAAGGACAUGUUACAUGGCUAUCUGACAGGACAAUUGUCGUCUGCUUUAGGGGUGUACCAAGUAGAGGCUUUAAGGCGGGAAUUCAAAAGUUUUACAGACGUAAUCGAGAAAUCCUUGAAAGAGUUUAAAGAAAACAUGAAGUCUGAAGUAAAGACACACACUGGUAACAAUAGUGUAGUUUACACCAGAUGGGGAAAGAAAACCUGUCCUUCCAAUGCCGAAUUAGUCCAUUCAGGGUUUACCGGAGGGUCUUAUUAUACUCACAGAGGAGCAGCUGUAGAGCCUCUUUGUUUACCGAGGAAUCCAGAAUGGGAGAAAUACACUGAAGGGCAUGAUGGAUCUAAAAAUUAUGUUUUUGGUGCAGAAUAUGAAACUAAUACAUUUACAGGCUACAUUCAAACACUUCAACAUCACGAUGUUCCAUGUGCCGUUUGUCUGGCUCGCCAAAGAUCCAUUGUUCAGAUGUUUCCAGCAAGAAAAACGUGUUACAAAGGAUGGACAUUGGAAUAUCAUGGGUACCGAAUGGCGGGUUAUCAUGACCACGCAGCUGGAACAACCUACACCUGUAUUGACAGUCAUCCCGACACACUACACCGUGGCUCUACUGUUAAAUAUGGUAGACUGUUUUAUCCUGUUGAAGCUUAUUGUGGUUCUUUGAAGUGUCCUCCUUAUGUUGCAGGGCGAGAACUAGUGUGUGCUGUUUGUUCUAAAGAAUAA
Molecule: messenger RNA, 783 nt
Organism: Magallana angulata
Lineage: Eukaryota; Metazoa; Mollusca; Bivalvia; Ostreida; Ostreidae
Exons: 4
Coding region: 1-783 (260 amino acids)
Source: RefSeq, a predicted model, not a curated record